UCCAAAGGAGAAGAAGAAUCUAAAGAAAUACUGAAGACUGAAGAAGACACUGACGAGCUUAACAAUGAGGGGUGACCAAACAAAUGCUGCCCAUUCUGAGCCCUUGAGCCAAGAACAAGAUGAAGUUGCGAUGACGAUGGAGGAGGAAGAUCGAUCACUUGUUCAGAUAAUGGAGUGCCGGAUUUGCCAGGAAGAAGAUCAUGCUGUGAACUUGGAAAAUCCUUGUGCAUGUAAUGGUACUUUGAAGUAUGCUCACCGGAAGUGUGUGCAACGUUGGUGCAACGAAAAAGGAAAUACGACUUGUGAGAUUUGCCAGGAGCUUUUCGAGCCUGGUUAUACCGCACCACCCCCUUCACCUCCCCGGCCAAGCUCUGACGAUACCACUGUUGAUAUCAGGCAGAUGUUCCUUCUACCUAUUUUGAUGCUCUCCAAUAUUCUUUUUGGAAACUGGACUGCUGGAGAUGAUGUGGAUCACGACGACCCUCGUCUCUUGGCUAUGGCAGCAAGUCGUCGCCAUUUUCUUGAAUCGGACUAUGAAGACAGGGAUAGAGAUGGAGCUUCUUUUUGCCGUGCAGCUGCUUUCAUGUUAAUGGCGCUCCUGCUCUUGAGGCAUGCAUUGGCAAUUACAGCUGCUGAAGGUGAUAAUGAUGCUGCCACAUUGUUCGCUCUAUUCAUGCUGCGAGCAAUUGGGUUUAUAUUACCAUGCUACAUAACAGCAUGGGCCGUCAGUAUGAUACAUUAUCGACGUCAAGUACGGGGUAAUAACUCAGCAAUGUCCACAACCGAAGUUGCUAUUAUGAUGCAAACAGGGGAAAAUGGAGAUUUAGAAUUCACACUAGCACCUAACUUGUCUGUGCCGGCGCCAUGUCCUCCUAAUAUUCCUACUCAAGCUUGAGUUGUUUAAUAAAAAUGAAGCUGAUCAUUUACAAGUUUCCCAAGUUUGGUUUCGUAUACGCUAUUGCAGUGUUGUUGUUAGUAAAGGUAGAGAAUAGAUCUGUACUUUGUUUCACCUGUAUUGAGCAGACUCAUUUUCGUUUCCUCGUUCUCCUUUUCUCUGUCUGGGAGAAAGAGAGAGAGACGGAGAAGUUUGUUUUAGUUUUUAUCUAUGGUUGUUGUAAUGCUGUGGUAUAGAGCCUGUUGUUGUAUGUAUAGUUUGUUCAGUGUUAUAAAGAACAAGCUUUUUGGAGAAAAUGCUUUGAUUUUGUAUGUUCAUUUGUUAUCUUCAGCCAUCAACAUAA
Papaver somniferum (opium poppy) is the source of this 1238-nucleotide messenger RNA. RefSeq lists its product as uncharacterized. Gene Ontology annotation, cellular component: membrane. Gene Ontology annotation, molecular function: zinc ion binding; ubiquitin-protein transferase activity. The record is from RefSeq and is a predicted model, not a curated record. The transcript is spliced from 7 exons. Gene Ontology annotation, biological process: protein ubiquitination. NCBI's taxonomy places the organism in Eukaryota, Viridiplantae, Streptophyta, Magnoliopsida, Ranunculales, Papaveraceae. Bases 65 to 895 code for a protein of 276 amino acids.